AUGCUUCUUCUUCUACUAUUCUCUUUUGGGUGCUCCAUCUUGGAACCUACCUUGUAUCAUGUAUACACUUUAUAUCUAUUCACCUUGACUGACUACAAGACCAUUUUUAUUCCGAUUACGGUUUUCGCCUGCUCUACAGCUCCCAUACAUUCGAUCUCCAAUCUUUUCCAUGGAAGCACAUGGAUAUGGAUGCACCUACUGAUGUGUAAUGUCUCGAAUCAACUGAGAGGGGAGCAGGAAGACGCCGUGAAUCGACCAUGGAGACCACUGCCGUCGACCCGGAUGACCAAGAGGCAAGCCACGACGCUCCGGUGGGCUAUGGUGGUGUUAUGCCUGCUCUACUCUUCCGCCUAUGGUCACCGAUUAGCAUACGUUACUGUCGGCCUUUUCAUCACAACAUACGUAUACGACGAUCUAGGGUUCUCUCAGAGUCCGCUCGGAAAAAGCUUUUGUAACGUUGGUGGUUAUGCGACUUUCGAGAUCGGCGCCACAAAGAUCAUGGGUGCAGAACACGAGCUAGACACUACCUCACUUGCGUCCGUCUUUCUUAGCGGCAUGGUGAUAUUUACUACUAUCCAAGUACAGGACUAUCCCGACAUCGAAGGCGACACAGCGUCUGGUCGGGUCACCUUUCCAAUUUAUGCACCCGAGUUCUCGCGAUUAUUCACUCUGUCAUCGAUCAUUAUCUGGUCCUUCGCCUUGUCAUGGUUCUGGGAUAUCGGCAUCCUGAGUCAGUGCUUUCUCGCAGGAUUGGGAGUAUACGUCGGUGCUCGUUACUAUCUCCAUCGGACACCAAUCGCGGAUAAAAAAUCAUACAAGCUCUUCAACGUUUGGCUGGUGCUGAUACAUCUUCUUCCACUCCACGCCCGCAUCCGUGUGUUUCUCUAUUAG
Molecule: messenger RNA, 891 nt
Organism: Stereum hirsutum FP-91666 SS1
Lineage: Eukaryota; Fungi; Basidiomycota; Agaricomycetes; Russulales; Stereaceae
Exons: 4
Coding region: 1-891 (296 amino acids)
Cellular component (GO): membrane
Molecular function (GO): transferase activity, transferring alkyl or aryl (other than methyl) groups
Source: RefSeq, a predicted model, not a curated record